Messenger RNA from Ruditapes philippinarum (Manila clam), 1129 nucleotides. RefSeq lists its product as uncharacterized. The transcript has a single exon. Bases 104 to 799 code for a protein of 231 amino acids. NCBI's taxonomy places the organism in Eukaryota, Metazoa, Mollusca, Bivalvia, Venerida, Veneridae. The record is from RefSeq and is a predicted model, not a curated record.
UGUAAGAUAUUCAAUAUCUUUUUCUUUGCAGCUACUACAGAGAUGCUGGAACUUGGAGCCCAACCUUCAAGAGAUUAACAUAGACAGCAGUUACAGUCAUCUGAUGAGAGAUUUCACUGUAACUGAGCAACAGGCACAGAAUUUGGAAGUCAUGACCAGGGGACAGCAUGAAAGCCCAGCUUGGCACAGACAAAGGCAAGGCAGGAUCACUGCGUCAUUUGUGCAUGAUGUUAAAACAUUGAAAAGUGACACUUCGCGAAAAUCAAUUGUGAAUAAGAUACUGAAAAUAGACCAAAAAAAUCUGAGCAAAAUUGAGGCAGUGAAGUUUGGAAUAAAAAAUGAGAAAGUAGCCAAAGAACAAUAUAAAACUCAAAUGAUGAAUGUGCACAACAAUUUUACAUUACGCGACUCUGGUUUAGUGGUUGACACAACAUGCCCUUUCUUUGCGGCAACACCAGAUGGUGUAAGAGAAUGUUCUUGUCAUGGGAGUGGGCUUGUUGAAGUCAAAUGUGUAUAUAAGCACAAAGACCAAGAAAUAAGUAACAUUGAUGACAAUACCUUUUAUUUAGAGAAAGACGACUUAAGUUUGAAAAAAGGACACAGAUACUUUACACAAGUGCAAUUUCAAAUGUAUGUUUGUAGUAAAACAUUUUGUGACUUUGUUGUGUUCACAGAAAAGGGAAUUCAUAUACAAACAAUUAACUAUGACUCAGACUUUGUGCAGGAGUUGAUUGAAAAAUGUGACAGUUUUGUAAAGAAUGACCUUCUUGUUGAAAUUAUUCAAAGGAAACUGUUGUAAAUGUAGAAUUGUAGUGAGAACUUUGUAUAAACCAUGUAAAUACUAAGUAAACACUUUUAGAUACUACUUGUGUUAUAUGGUCGAAAAAAAAAUAAAUUUAGAUAAUCACUUAUUGGUUGAUGUUGUAUUAUAUGUACUUAACUUAAUAUACAAGGUUUUGCUAGCUUUAGGUGGGCUAUAUGAGAAGAUACUUCAUAUGUUGCAUAGGUAACUUUAUUUACAAAAUGAAAGACAUAGAGUAAAUUAUACGAAAACAUGACAUAACAUAGAAAACAAGCAAUUAUCAUAGUAUUGCAAGCAAUCCAUAAGUCUCCUGCCGGUUAGGACCCC